Bombina bombina (fire-bellied toad) is the source of this 1835-nucleotide messenger RNA. It is a transcript of the gene EVX2, whose product is annotated as even-skipped homeobox 2. Gene Ontology annotation, cellular component: nucleus. Lineage: Eukaryota; Metazoa; Chordata; Amphibia; Anura; Bombinatoridae. The record is from RefSeq and is a predicted model, not a curated record. Gene Ontology annotation, biological process: regulation of transcription by RNA polymerase II. The transcript has 3 exons. Gene Ontology annotation, molecular function: RNA polymerase II cis-regulatory region sequence-specific DNA binding; DNA-binding transcription factor activity, RNA polymerase II-specific. Bases 475 to 1764 code for a protein of 429 amino acids.
UGUUGCAGAGCUCAUUUUAUUAAUCAGUCUGUCAAUUUCACCCCAGAGGCCAAACCCCAUAGUAAGAUCUGAUCAAGCUUGAGAGAAGAACCUUACAGUUCAUUCCUUGUCUCUCUCUGUACCUGGAUAUAUUUGUCUGCUUGGAAUCCGCCUCCAUUACCAAACUGACAGGAGCUUGUAUUUAUUUGCUUAUAAAACUGUUACAAUAAAUGACUAUUCAAACAGCGUCAUUCAUGCAUUAAUGACUAGCCCUACUUUUUGAUGAAUGACAUUUGUGGCUGGGGAGGAUGUAUGGGUCAUUUUGACCAGUCACUCCAUAGCUUUGGCAUCCCACAAUUUUUACGCAGCUGCACAAAAAAAUAUAAUAUUUAGAGACACUACCAGGCUGAAUGUGAAUUGGCCCCUGCUGCUGAUCAUCAUUACAACAGCACCAACCCUUCCACAUUCCACUUUUUUUUCUACACCAAAGCUGAGAUGAUGGAAAGGAUAAGAAAGGAGAUGAUCCUCAUGGAAAGGGGGCUGCACAGUCCAACCACAGGGAAAAGGCUUCCCAAUUUGUCCGACUCAGCUGGAAAUGCAGUACUGGAGGCCCUGGAAAAUGCUCAUCACACAGCACGCCUGAGCCCAAGACUAACUUCUGCCUCCAUGCAUGGAUCACUAGGGGACCUUCCCAGCAAGGGCAAAUUCGAAAUAGACACUUUGUUCAACCUCUCUCGCCAAAAUAGCGAGGGCAACAACGCUCCUGACAUCGGAUCCUCUGAAAUCAGGAAGAAAAUUAGCCAAUAUUCAGAAGUGGCUCAGGAGGCAGAUAUGAACAGUGAUGUGGAGCUGGGCUGCCCAGGACUUCGUUCACCCAGCAGCCUAAGUGCCAGCCAGCUCAAAGAAAACAAAGGUAGUGUUUUUACAGAAUGUGGCUCGGUAGCCAGCAGUACCAGCUCAUCAGGAGGCUCGGGAUUAGGCAGCAUUAACAACGGCAAUUCCGUGGGGAGCUCCAGCUCUGCAGCUGAUCAGGUGCGGCGGUAUCGUACAGCCUUCACCAGAGAACAGAUAGGGAGGCUGGAGAAGGAAUUCUACAGGGAGAACUAUGUAUCUCGUCCCAGGAGGUGUGAGCUGGCUGCUGCUCUCAACCUGCCAGAGACAACCAUCAAGGUGUGGUUCCAAAACAGGCGGAUGAAAGACAAAAGGCAGCGCCUGGCUAUGUCCUGGCCUCAUCCAGCAGACCCCAGCUUCUACACUUAUAUGAUGACUCACGCUGCGGCCACUGGGAGCCUUCCUUACCCCUUCCACUCGCACGUGCCUCUGCACUACUACCCACAUGUAGGGGUCACGGCAGCGGCGGCAGCUGCAGCAGCUUCAGGCGCAGCAGCGGCGGCGGCCGCAUCACCUUUUGCUACUUCCAUCCGCCCCUUGGACACUUUCCGAGCCCUAUCGCACCCUUACUCUCGACCAGAACUACUUUGCAGCUUUAGACACCCGGGUCUGUACCAAUCCCCGGCAGGGAUCAAUAGUACUGCUGCGGCAGCUGCUGCCGCUGCGGCUGCUGCUGCUGCCUCGGCACCGGGUUCCGCACCAUGUUCCUGUCUCAGUUGCCAUAGCAACCAGGCGGCGUCUGCGCUUGGUUCCGCCAGCAGGGGCUCGGAUUUCACUUGCACUGCAGCCUCCCAGAGAUCAGAGAGCAGCUUCCUUCCGUACUCUGCUGCUGUACUCAGUAAAACGUCUGUCACCCCCCCGGAUCAGAGAGAGGACACCCCUCUGACAAGAUAACUGUACCCUAGAGAGCCCACCUGGCUCAGUGCUGAGCACCCAGCAGACUGAUCCCCUAUUGACCUAUUUGC